GACCGCGUGGAGGGUGUUUAUUUUGUAGAGAACAGAAGUACAGCUGGCGUUAGCAACACGGGAGUUGGGUGGCUUUAACUAGCCACAUAUUUUCAAGCUACUAAAGUCGGAUUUUCGCUUUGAAGCAAACGACGUCUUUGUAAGACCAUCAUGAACCGGUUUAAUCGACCAGGCAGUCACAGGACUCUGCCGUUCACCCGGACAUCGCACCUUGGAACAUGCAAACAAGACCUGGAAAGAGAUUCAGGCUUCUCAGAUGCUAGCUCGGAGUACCUCAGCACAGUCGAAGUGACUGACUCUGAAGAUGCAGCAAGAAACGGGUCAAUAGUCAGCCAGGAGCCAACUGGUCCACAGGUGGCUGUGAUGGGAGGUUCAUAUACUGGACUGUCUCCAAUGAUCAUCAUGAACAACUUUGUGUUAAAGCAGCAAUCAUCCACGGCUCCAGCAGAAAAACAGUGGAACUUUCCUUCACCGUUGGAAAUAAUGCCUCAGUCGCAAGUGGUUCUUCUUCAACCCAUGCUAUCAAAUGACAACAACAGCUCUCCUAAGACUGGCUCUGAAAACACGCGUCAGUCAAAAAGCUACAUGCCCAUCCUCAAAUCAUAUCCCAAAAUUGCCCCGCAUCCCAUGGACACACCCACUAAGAGGGUAGGAUCCUCAAGGGUGAGGGGGAGUACAGCAGCGGGAUAUAACCAGCGACAGAGGAGGCAUCAUCAUGGCCACAGGGUGUACAGCGCCCCCAGCCCCCUGUCAGCACUGCAGAUGACAGCCCAAACCACAUCCAACUUUGAAGCACCAACAAACCAAGCACAGGCAGCUGAGAGUCAGGAGCAGCUUAUCAAGUCUUUCUCCUCACAGGUAGGAACCAGCUCCGUGCCCUCCUACACAGAUGAAUUUAGGAUUCUAGCAGGAGACAACAGGAUGCUUGAUGACGAAUUCGAGGAUGAGGACUCGAUGCGCACUAAUAAGCAGAAACGCUUCAGCAAUACCUACAACAUUCUCAACAAGUCCGGCUUGCUGGGGAUCACCAUGCGCACAAAGCAGCUGAUCAAAGAGAAUAAGCGCACCCAAGGCCAGCUGCAGCAGCUUCAGGAGCAGACGACUCUGCUGCUGGAGGCUCUCAGCAGUGGAAACCCACAACUCUGGACUAAACUCCAGCUUUCUCUCCAGGACACAGAAAAGGAACAGUGGGGGGUGAAACCGCAGAGCAUCCUAGCUUAAAAUAUGUACGGACAUAAUCAGUAGUCCUGAAUCUGGAGACGAGGAUUAAUCAGGAGGCCACAGGAUGAUUUAAUAAAUGUGGACAAAUUGUGUUAAAUAUACUCUUGAACUAAACUUUAAGCUUUCAGACCUUUAUCAGUAGGUUGUAGGUAUUAAUCAUUUUCUACAGCAAAGUCAAGAAAUUAGACAGUUUUGGAGCAGCUGGUUGGAUAUAAAACUAAAGGUCUGUCUCAUAUUGCAUGUUGUUAUUCUGACAACAUCACAAUUGAUAUUACUCCAGGACCGUCACUUCAAAUGACCAGUCACAUUGUUGGGAUGGAGUAGCUCUGCAACUUGGUGAUAAAGGACUGUGAAAAACCAGCAGAAGUGAUAUGGGAAGUCAGAAGCUAUUUUCAGCUGCUCCCUUGUCACAAGGGGUCCCCACAGUGGGUUGUUCCACAUGUUUGAUCUGGCAGAGUUAUUAUUCCAGAUGCCCUUCCUGAUGCAACCCUAACGGGGAUUUCUGUCUCCAGCCUAAAUAUCAUUACAGAGUUGGAGAAUGGGAAUUCAGAAAAUGUGGCAUAAAGAGCAAGAAAGUCUGUAUAGAUGACAUAUCAGGGUAGAUGAAUAGGUUAUAUUCAGUCAUAUAGUGCUGAUCUGCCCUGCCAAACAUCUUCACAGGAUAGCAGUAAUUAUAUUUGCUGCUUGUGGUGACAUUUCCUAUACUUCUUACCCUUAGCAGUGUCAACAGUGAUUGGUCUAGUAGAGCAGAAGAUAUCAUAGGCAUGGUUAACAGGCAAAAAUUUGCACUGCUGGUUUAAGUUACAUAGCUACUUUUAUGGGGAAAAGGGGGGUUGCAGUUGCAGUUUUAACUGCAUGUUAGAAAAGGGCAGACUCAUUUGCUCUUUUUCUCUUAGUUGCACAGUCGUGACAAAACAAUGUGAUCGGUCCACAGACACUAAAACGCUGACAUCAGAUCAUGCUGAGGUCGAAGCAGCCGUUCUUAUGAGAUGGGAGUUAAGAAGCAUGCUUGUAUUUCAAACCCUUGCCUAUAAUGAAUUUUCUUGCCUCUUCUGUUUCAAAAUAGCAAGUAUCACUUGCAAUAGGGCUAUGGCUUCUGUGUCAAACUCCUAAGUGUAGGGAUGCACUGAUUGUAAAGUACUGACACCAGUGUUUAGCCGAUAGCCCAGGCUGAUACGUUUUUAUUUUUCUCUUUGUUUUGUUUUUGUUGUUAUUUAAUUAUCGUUUCUGAAACAAAAAAAAGUUUAAAAUUCUUUCAUACUUUUUCACGCUACCUUUUCUCAUUAAACCAGCUCAAAAUUGAUGGCACACUGUAGAUAAACACUGGCCUCUCACUUUGAUAAGUGUUGUCUUACGUGCUGAGAAGCCAGUGUUCGUCCAUAUGAUUGAUUUCAGUUCGUAAUGAUGUUCGGUCAAUAUGUCGGUGCAUCCCUACUUGAUUGCAUUAUUGCAUGCCUUACAGCACAUACGAAGACACAUGGGGUUUACUCCUUAUACGUGGCAUGAAUGUUGUUAGUGUGGAGAAAGUACGAGGGUUAUUUACUUCUUAGAUCAAAUCCAUCUUUCAUCUUUGUUCAGCAGGUUACUGUGGUCUUUGUUUUUCUUUAUCCUUUAUUUCUAAACUGGUAAAUCAAACUGAUAGAGCCGAUGCAUCUUUUGUAAGAAGUGUCUUCUCAAACAGUGUCUGAUUCACACAGAGUUCAGAUGGCUUGCUAAAUCGUAACAGUUUGUUUUUCGUUUAAUGGAAGUUUAUUUGGUGUCAGUAUUAUUUAUUUGUAAUGAUGUUUCUGACCAAGACUAAAGCUGUGUGAAUACUGUAAACAGAGAUUAUUGCACGGAUUUUGCCAGUUCUGGUAAAGUAAGCUUCUUUUUUUUAUUAUUAUUAUAAGAUAGAAACUUCAUACCUACAGCUUGUAGCAGGUGAAGUGCUGUAGCCAUAUAACUGUGUUGCCUUUGGAUUUGUUGCUGUCAUGUUCAUUCCUGCUAUAGUUUUUGCUUAUUAUUUCGUAUUAAUUUAAACUUUAAGACAAUGAAGUGGGGUUGUUUUGUUUCAUUUCUCAGAUUUCUGAGUUGCCUCUAAACAUAAGCAUAAGAUAAUGUGAAUAUAUAUGUUUAUCAGAAGCCCUGCACCUCUUUUUUUUUUUUAAGUUAAUGUUGUAUGUUAUGUCAAUGCUUGAGCAGCUAAGAUUUCUUUAUUUCUUUUUGAGCUUAAUUUGGGAGAAAGUUUAAUAUACUUAAGGGUUUCCAAAGAUUUAUUAUUCUUCUUUGAAGUUGUAUAACAACCCACAGUGUGGUUAGAUAAUGCAUUCAGUGUUACUGUAUAAAAAUCAUAAACACAAGUUAAAUAGUAAGUCUAGGUUCACUUUGAUUUGUUUUCAGGACCACGAUUUGCAUACCCCGAUCAUUAGUAAUUAACCUGAAUAUUAAAAAUGAAUCAAAAGCAGUCUUGGUUUUAAAAGGGCAAAAGGAGGGUGGCAAAUUAUUACAGUUUGGAUACUUUUUUUCUGAUAUUGUCAAGUGUGCUUUGUGUAAAACUGUUGAAGACCAGUGUGUCAUUAUUAAAGACAAUAAUUAAUCA
This is a messenger RNA of Oreochromis aureus, 3799 nucleotides long. RefSeq names its product CLOCK-interacting pacemaker a (gene cipca). Gene Ontology annotation, cellular component: nucleus. NCBI's taxonomy places the organism in Eukaryota, Metazoa, Chordata, Actinopteri, Cichliformes, Cichlidae. The record is from RefSeq and is a predicted model, not a curated record. The coding region runs from base 151 to 1221 and encodes 356 amino acids. The transcript has 4 exons. Gene Ontology annotation, biological process: negative regulation of circadian rhythm; negative regulation of DNA-templated transcription.